UUCGUGCCACACCUGCUUUAAGCAUGCAGAACAACUUUACUUCCUCAUGUUUCCACUUCAAGGUCCAUUUACUUCUCAUUUUGUCUUUUCUGGUUUGACACAAUGCAUAUUAGCAGCUUCUUUUCUCUGGUGUUUUUAUUCUCCAUAUUUCCAAGAGCAGAUGCUCUCUUUGGUUACGCUCUACUUCGUUGCCAGUUUACUUCCACCAGAGAAGUUGUUUAUGUGGAACAACUCUACUUUAAAAAGGUGCUUCUACUCCAAUACAACAGCACUUUAGGAAAUUUUACAGGUUACACAGACAAAACAAAGAAAAUAGCAGAUUACUUAAACAAAGACCAAGCUUUUUUAAAAGACGAAAAAAGAAAUGAAGAGUCAUGCAAAUCCUUUGUCCCAAUUGCAACUGAUAUCCUUUCAAGACCAGUGGAGCCCUACGUCAGGCUGAGAUCAGUUGAGGCACCGGGCAACAGGCAUCCAGGCAUGCUGAUGUGUAGCGUGUAUGACUUUUACCCCAAACAAAUCAGAGUGACGUGGUUGAGAAACGGAGAGGAGGUGACAUCUGGUGUGAUGUCCACUGAUGAACUGUCCAAUGGGAACUGGCUCUACCAGAUCCACUCCUAUCUGGAGUAUACACCCAGAUUUGGAGAGACAAUCAGCUGUGUGGUGGAGCAUGCCAGCCUCAUAAAGCCCAAGAAAUAUGACUGGGUCCCAAUGCCUGAGUCAGAGAAGAAUAAGAUUGCUGUAGGGACAGCAGGGCUGCUGCUGGGUCUGAUCUUUUUACUUGCUGGACUGAUUUACUACAAGAAGAACAGUAUUGGUGAGAGACAUGACAAAGGUUUCCAAUGUUAGCAGCAGAGGUUAAAAAAAAGUGUGGAGAGAUACUAUAAACAGGACCUUUUUAAAACUAUCACUGUAUCUGUAAUGUGUGUAAUCACACAUUCAUUUAAGAGCUAACAUAUUGCAUAGCAUUGUUUAUUUGUCUGGAAUGCAGCUCACAGAUGUCAGUGCAGAAAAGAUUUAAUGUUUCAUUAUCUUUAAAAUCUUAGAGCACCAGAGACCACAAGUGAUUAUUUCCACAUCUAAAUCCAUCAGUGUGUAAUAACACAUUUGUCAAGAUCUGUUAUGUAAUGAGACAGCCUAGAUUUUAACCCUUCAACAACAAAUUAUUGUGAUUCAGAAUUAACAAUGUGUGUCUUCUUUUUGUUUUUAUUCCAGGUCGGGUGCUGGUACCAACAAGUUAAGGUGGUCUGGGUCCUUGGCUGAAACAUUUGUAAUCUACAGAGAAAAUCAGUUGACUUUCUAAUUCUGGAAUUAUCCGAACAAAAUGUGCAGACGACAAAAUAAAGAGCAAGGUUUCUAUGUGGCAUAAAUCACACAGUUCUUAUUGCUUUACUCAGUUAAUAUGCUAUAAGUAGAUUUUACUGAUGUUUCAUGGAAACUGGUUUGACAAUAUUUUUUGUGGGUGGUU
Messenger RNA from Monopterus albus (swamp eel), 1465 nucleotides. Its product is annotated as rano class II histocompatibility antigen, A beta chain-like. The record is from RefSeq and is a predicted model, not a curated record. Bases 103 to 846 code for a protein of 247 amino acids. Gene Ontology annotation, cellular component: MHC class II protein complex; membrane. Gene Ontology annotation, biological process: immune response; antigen processing and presentation. Lineage: Eukaryota; Metazoa; Chordata; Actinopteri; Synbranchiformes; Synbranchidae. The transcript has 4 exons.